AUGGCAAGUGAUAGAAAUUAUAAUCGUAAAGUAUAUGCGGGUGCUAUUCAAAAUGAUACAGAUGGUGAUAUUCAUAUCGUGUUCACAUAUGCUGGAAUUACAGAUAGACGAGGAGAUACCAAACAAACCCGUGUCGAACUCGAUGUUGCAAAGGGUAAAAGAGGUUAUAUGAUUCAAAGACUUAUCACUCGAGAAACACACAAUAUCAUCGAGGUUAUUGAACAAAUCGAAGUAACACGAUCCAAUGGAAGUAAAUUGGAAUUAAAAGCACCUUUUGAGGGUGUGAAAACUCCUACCACCGAUUGGCUUUUCGUUGUUAACAAUACAGAAAUCAAGUCGGCCGGACUUAAUAAAUAG
This is a messenger RNA of Adineta steineri, 357 nucleotides long. The record is from the annotation of a GenBank genome assembly. Lineage: Eukaryota; Metazoa; Rotifera; Eurotatoria; Adinetida; Adinetidae.